AUGAAGCGAACAGCAGACAGCGACCUUGACCCUUCUUCUCCUGCCGAGUCGUCUCCAUCGCCAGCACCAUCCUCUUCUGACUCACCGGUCGCUGGCCCGCCACGUAAGCGGUCCCGCUCUGAGAUUACUCCUGAAGAGCGGAAGGAGGCGCGCGCACAUCGCAAUCGUAUCGCAGCGCAGAACUCGCGCGACCGGCGCAAGGCACAGUUCUCUUACCUUGAGCGCCGCGUUGCUGAACUGGAGGAGGAGAACCGGCAGCUCCGUGCAGGCAUGGGCCUUAUCGGGCUUCGCCACUCCGAGGGAGACAGGACAACUGAAGAGCAACGCGCACGAGAGAGAACGAGGGAGAAGGAGAACGAGGAGCUACGGGAGAGAAUCAAGACGCUUGAAACGGGUUGGGAAGCCGUCCUCAAGGCUCUCGCUGCCUCCGGUCUUCCGCUUAACAGUAUACCCUCCGCUCCAGCAUCGUCCUCUUCCUCCAACACUUCACCAUCAUCGUCAUCUCCCUCGUCAUCACAGCCUAUGACUACUGCGUUUUCAGACCUAGUCCCCACAUCACCCACCUACCCUAUGACACCCACACCGUCGGAUCCCAGCACUCCGCAACUAUCCCACAAUACUGACGAUGAUUCUGUGCCCACUCGCCACCUAGCACGGGUGGCGACCACCGAUGCCCCUCCGGGUGAGCCAGAUUUCUCGUCAGACUUCAACUUCCUCCAACUCCACUUUGGGCCCGACGGUCCUGAUUCCUCAUCCUAUCCCACCUCAAAUAUCCUUUCCGGUGAAGAGCCGCCUUGUUCAGCCAUGGAUGAGGUGGUCAUGGAAGACCUCCUCCGGGAAAUUCUCGCUCCCUCCCCCACCCUGCCAUCGGCCUCUCUUCCUGACAGCACCCUCCCAAACCUUGCCAGUCAGCUGCCGACCACAGGUCCCACCGAAGCCCUACAUAGUUCUCUAUCGGCCAUGUCGACGUCGGCCGCCGGGGCACCGUCGUCGGUGGUGACGCCGACGUUGGAAGCUGUAGGCUGGGAGGAGGCCCAGGUGGAGAUGCAGAGAUUACUGGACAUGCUUCCUAAUGUCCAGUCUGACGCGGGCGCGGAAACGAGUGUGAAUGCGGUGGAUUUCCCGUCCGCGCUCGACCUUGAUGUCGGCGGGUGGGAUUUGGCUGGUGUUCUCGAUGCGCCGCUUGGUCAAGAGGUCGGCGCGUUUUGA
Molecule: messenger RNA, 1209 nt
Organism: Laetiporus sulphureus 93-53
Lineage: Eukaryota; Fungi; Basidiomycota; Agaricomycetes; Polyporales; Laetiporaceae
Exons: 2
Coding region: 1-1209 (402 amino acids)
Cellular component (GO): nucleus
Molecular function (GO): RNA polymerase II transcription regulatory region sequence-specific DNA binding; DNA-binding transcription factor activity, RNA polymerase II-specific
Source: RefSeq, a predicted model, not a curated record